AAUAAUUAUGUAGACGUCUCCUUUGCCUCAGACAGAUUCUCCGUCCGCUGAUGGUACCUGCAUAGCCCCUCGCUCCUGUCUGUGGGGCCUGGGCAGGAAUCUGUUGCUCAGUCAGUGACCUCAGAUACCGCCGCCACCUGGUACAGGAUUCCCCACCACCAGCUCCUUCGGUUCGGGGCCACCAAGAGUUAAAACAGCUGAGUGUUUUUGGGGUGACGUAGUCUGGAAGACCCCAGUGGAAGAGUUCGGUGAGGGUGUCACUGGCCGUAUGAUACAACUGUGAAACCUGAGCCUCCGGAGCUGCAAGCAUGAAGAGACGGAGACCCUGAAUCCACGCAGAGCGCCUGCACUGGGAUCACAGACGGCACCAUGACCCUGACAGCCAGGACCGGUCUGGCUCUGUUCUACCUCUGCGCCGUCCACAUCUCUGCCCACCCCAGGGCUUCAAAAUAUACAGUGAUUAAUGAAAACUGUCCUGGAGCGGAGUGGAAUAUCAUGUGCCGAGACUGCUGUGAAUAUGAUCCGGUGGAGUGUGUGUGUCCAGGAGGCAAUACGAAGGUGGGAUAUAGCAUCCCUUGCUGUAGGAAUGAAGAUAAUGAGUGUGACUCCUGCCUCAUACACCCAGGAUGUUCUAUAUUUGAAAACUGUAAGUCCUGUAACAAUGGGUCGUGGGGCAGGAUGCUGGAUGACUUCUAUGUGAAGGGUCAGUACUGCUCGGAGUGUCGGGUCGGCUGGUACGGUGGAGACUGCAUGAGAUGUGGGGAGGUAAUCCAAGCUGCCCGUGGAGAGAUCAUGUUGGAGAGUUACCCAUUUAAUGCGCACUGUGAAUGGAGCAUCCAAGUGUCACCCGGAUAUACUGUAGAACUCAGGUUUGCAAUGAUCAGUCUGGAGUUUGAUUAUAUGUGUCAGUAUGAUUACCUGGAAGUCCGAGACGGCGACACUGUGGAUGCUAAAAUCAUCAAGCGCUUCUGCGGGAACGAGCGGCCACAAUCCAUCCGCAGCUCGGGGAACUCUCUGCACCUUCUUUUCCAGUCGGAUGGAUCUAAAAACUUUGAUGGAUUCUAUGCUACCUUCAAAGAAGUUACUGUGUGCUCCUCUUCCCCAUGUUUCCAUGAUGGGACAUGCAUUGUGGAGAAAACUGGAUCCUAUAAAUGUGCCUGUCUGGCGGGAUAUACGGGAAAACACUGCGAAAACGUGAUAGAAGAAAAGAGCUGCACAAAUCCGGGACCACCACUGAAUGGAUAUAUGAAAUUGUCUGAGCAGGGGGGUUUCACCUACGGGAAUCGGGUCAAGAUAGGUUCCACCAUCCACUACUUCUGUAACAACAGCCAUGUCCUCAGCGGGAAUCAGGAGCGGAAAUGUCUGGAAACAGGGCAAUGGUCUGGGAAGCAGCCAAUCUGCAUAAAAGCUUGUCGGGAGCCCAAGAUUCCUGAUCUGGUGCGUCAGAAGGUGCUGCCAUCGCAGGUUGAGUCACGGGAGACUCCUCUUCACAAGCUUUACUCCGCAUCAACGUCUUCAUUCACCAAGGAGAAGAUUGAAAUUUACCCCACAAAGAAGCCGGCUCUGCCCCCCGGAGAGCUCCCCAUAGGGUACCAGCACCUCCAUACACAAAUCCAGUACGUAUGUGUGUCGCCAUUCUACCGACGCACAGGAAGCAGCAGAAGGACUUGUCUGAAAACCGGAAAGUGGAGUGGGCGAGCUCCAUCUUGUAUCCCUAUUUGCGGCAAGCUGGAAAAUUUCACCAUUCCCGGAGUCUCCGAAAUGCGCUGGCCGUGGCAAGCCGCCUUAUACCGCAGAUCUAACGGAGUGAAAGAUGUGAACCUGAGGAAGGGCGCCUGGGUCUUGGUGUGCAGCGGGGCCCUGCUAAAUGAGCGCACCGUAGUGAUAGCUGCUCACUGCGUGACUGACCUCGGCAAGAGCACCAUUAUCAAGGUGUCAGACCUGAAAGUCGUGUUGGGAAAAUUCUACAGAGACGACGAGCGGGAUGACAAGAGCCUGCAGCAUCUGCACAUCUCAGCCGUCAUCAUACACCCUAACUUUGACCCCAUCCUGCUGGACUCUGAUAUCGCGGUCAUUAAACUGCUGGACAAGGCCAGAGUGAGUAACAACGUCCAACCCGUGUGUCUGACCUCGUCAUCGGAUCUUGACUUGACCACACUAGACUCCAGGAUUGUCACCAGUGGUUGGAGGAUCCUCUCUGACCCCAAGGCCACAGGUUACAAGAACGAGACAAUUCGUGCCGGUUUGGUGCUGCCGGUGGACUCUCUCCUCUGUGAGCAGCAGUAUGAGGAGAACGGGAUCGCAGUCAGUGUGACAGAAAGCAUGUUCUGUGCCAAACAGGCAUCGGGUGCCUCGUCAAACAUAUGUCCUUCAGAGACUGGGGGUAUCGCCGCUGCUCUGUUGCCAGGAAAGGAGUCGUCUGAGGGCACUUGGCAACUGGUAGGACUGGUCAGCUGGGGCUACGACAAGGCCUGUGAUCAGGACCUCUAUACCGGGUACACUAAAGUCACCACCUUCAGAGACUGGUUGGAAAGAAAUAUGAAGUAGAUCUUAAAUGAGGUGGUGUUCAUCUCCAGAUAUACAUGGACUUAGGCUUUUCCUUCUAUUUAUAUAUCCAGUCACAAUAUCAUACAUCUCAGACUUCUGAACACAUCUCCAGAUAUCGUAGAGGCAGCCAUUUUGGGGGCUCUUUAAAAUUCACGAGGACCGUUAGCUAAGGGUUGAUGCAGAACCAAUGAACAUGUCAAGUUCCAUGAACGUUAGCAGCACCUUCUUGAGGUCAAUAGUUUCUAAAAAUGUACAACCUGUGUCAGUCAACUCAGGGCAAUGGCGCUAUUUUAGUUUCAGACGAUAAUGUAAUAGUCCAGACCGGCAGUCCAUGGUGAGUAGAUGAAUGAACAUCGCCAGAUGAUUGGUUGUACAGGUUUUAUCUACUCAUCCUUUCACCUACUGGUGGCCAUAGUUUGGCGGACGUAUUGUACAGUAGUUGAAGGAUUCAGUUUGUCAUCGUAGCAGAGCCAGUUUUGUCAUUUGGCACAACUCAUUGUGAUAUCAUGAUGUGUCUGAUUUCCCAUGGGACCAUUUCAUAGACCGUUGAGCUCUGCCUCAUCCGUAUGACCAACAUGAUGGUCAGUUGCCGAGCCUUUAGACUCUCUGAGGAGUGGAUGUUGUUGGUGGGUGCGGGUAGGUUUUUGUGGUGGGUGCGGGGUGAUAGAGCCCCAAUUAUCUGAUAUCGAUGACCUAUCCUAUGAGUACUGGAAGACCCCUUUAAGGGAUAUUCACUGAUCAGUUAUAAGAUUACGUGAUGUGAAUAACAUUGAUUAUCUCAUGGUUCCAAUCUGAUCGCUGGAGUCUAAAGGUCCCUUUACAUGGAACGACACAGCAGCAAAUUGUCGGGAUGGAAGCGUUCCUUCCCGACUAUCACCUGCUCAUCAGCGGAGGAGAAAGCUGCAUUUACAUGCAGUGAUCUCCUCCACAGUAUGAGAAGGAGCGAUCACUAAUGCCAUCGCUCAUCCCCAUACAGACUCGUUGUUUGCCAGCAGCAGAUGCCGUUUACACAGCACGAUUUGCUGCCGGCAAACAAUAAUUUUUGUGACCGCACAAAUGAUCUAUUACUCGAUGGAUGAACGUUUUGCUCGUUCAUCGGGUAAUCAGCAGCACAUUUACACCGCCAGACAAUUCGUAACGAACGCUCCUAUGAACGCUCAUUAGCGAUUAUCUUUAGGAUUCUCCGUCCAUGUAAAGGGCCUUUAGCAGGGUUGUCUCAACAGCUGACAAAGAGAGAGUGCAGGACAAGUCUGGUCAAGAAAUGGUACGUUUUCAGAGGGUACAAGACAUUCUAUCAAAACUAGACCAUGGAACAAGCAGGUGGCCUGAUCUGAUUAAUUUUGUUUCCCUUUUCAUCAUGUGGAUGGCUGGGUACAGUAUGUCACUUACCAGGAAGAGGACAAGCCGACGAAGGCAGUGUGAUGCUCUGGACAAAGUUCUGCUGAUAAACCUUGGGUCUCGACAUCAUGUGGAUGUGGCUUGUACCACCUACCUAACCAUUGUACAGACAAGCUCCUUCAUGGCCAUGGUGUUCCUUAAUGGCAGUGCACUCUUUAAGCAGGACCUGGCCACAAAAAUUGUUGAAGAACAGUCUGAGGAACAUAACAAAAAGUCGGAUCCUACCUUACUUAUGAGGCAUAAAGGAUCUGCUGCUAACAUCUUGGUGCCAGAUGCCACAGGACACCUUCAGAACAGAGGUCUUGUGGGGCAGAUGUUGGUUAUUUUGGUGGU
This is a messenger RNA of Bufo gargarizans (Asiatic toad), 4278 nucleotides long. It is a transcript of the gene PAMR1, whose product is annotated as peptidase domain containing associated with muscle regeneration 1. Gene Ontology annotation, biological process: proteolysis. The record is from RefSeq and is a predicted model, not a curated record. NCBI's taxonomy places the organism in Eukaryota, Metazoa, Chordata, Amphibia, Anura, Bufonidae. The coding region runs from base 370 to 2547 and encodes 725 amino acids. The transcript has 11 exons. Gene Ontology annotation, molecular function: calcium ion binding; serine-type endopeptidase activity.